UGAACGAUUCCCUGCCGAGUCGGGCAUCGGUAGCGCGUGUGUGAGGAUCUGAGCGUGGCUUCAGCCCGAAGAGAAAAGUUCCAGUCCGCGGAUCCGCCGAGAGAAAACAUGUCAGAGGACGAGCAGCAGGAGCAGACCAUCGCCGAGGACUUGGUGGUCACCAAGUACAAGAUGGGGGCGGACAUAGCGAACCGGGCUCUGAAGGCUGUGACUGAAGCAGCUAAACCCGGAGUGUCCGUGCUCAGCCUGUGUGAGAAAGGAGACGCCUUCAUCGCUGCAGAGACCGGCAAGGUGUUCAAGAAGGAGAAGGAGAUAAAGAAAGGGAUUGCCUUCCCCACCUGCGUGUCCGUCAACAACUUCGUGUGCCACUUCUCUCCCCUGAAGAGCGACCCUGACUACACACUGCAAGACGGUGACUUGGUUAAAAUUGAUCUUGGAGUGCAUGUGGAUGGUUUCAUCUCCAAUGUAGCUCACAGCUUCGUGGUCGGUGCGAGCAAGGACGCUCCAGUGACCGGCCGCAAGGCAGAUGUUAUCAAGGCAGCCCACCUUUGUGCCGAAGCAGCUCUGCGACUGGUUAAGCCUGGGAACCAGAACACUCAGCUCACCGAGGCCUGGAACAAGAUCGCUCAGUCCUUCAAGUGCAACGCUGUCGAGGGAAUGCUGUCCCAUCAGCUGAAGCAGCACGUCAUCGACGGAGAGAAGACCAUCAUUCAGAACCCCACAGACCAGCAGAGGAAGGAUCAUGAGAAGGCUGAGUUUGAGGUGCAUGAGGUCUACGCUGUGGACGUGCUGGUCAGCACCGGAGAAGGGAAGGCUAAAGACUCCGGCCGGAGGACCACUGUUUACAAACGGGACCCGAGCAAACAGUACGGGCUGAAGAUGAAGACCUCCAGAGUGUUCUUCAGUGAGGUGGAGAGACGCUUCGAUGCCAUGCCCUUCACCCUCAGGGCUUUUGAGGAUGAGAGCAAGGCUCGGUUGGGCGUGGUGGAGUGUGCCAAGCACGAGCUGCUGCAGCCCUUCAACGUCCUGCACGAGAAAGAAGGUGAAUUUGUUGCACAGUUUAAAUUCACUGUGCUCCUCAUGGCCAACGGACCCCUGAGGAUCACCAGCGGACUUUUGGAGCCGGAGCACUACAAGUCUGAGUUUGAGGUGCAGGAUCCUGAAAUCCAGGCCUUGUUGCAGAGCUCAGUCAGCCGGAAGGCACAGAAGAAAAAGAAAAAGAAGGCCACUAAGAUGGUAGAGGAUGCCACUGGACAGCCAGCGGAGGCGGAGAAGAAGACUGCCAAGUAGACCCCUCCUGCCCCCCUACUGCCAGCUAUACUGACCGACAGAGAGAGACGUCCUGCGAACAACCCAAAGAACAGAAUCGUCAAAGCCAGUCCUGACGUGCCCCACUGAGAAGCCUUGUGGCCUAGCCUUCUGUGUCUGUUAGCUGUUUUCCGACAGCCAUAGGGGUUCACACGUUACCGGUGUUCCCCAACUACAUGCAGUCUUGUUGUCCUCAAGGUAGGCUUCUCUAGAGGAGAUUACAGACAAGGAGGUGCUAGAUACUAACUGACCGCUUGUGUUUACAGCAGGUGCGUACCGGAGGGGGGGGGGGGGGGGGUUCUCCCUCUUACCUAACAAACUGUCAUUGUAAAAGCAAUCGCAGCAAAUAAAAGCGAAAUGGCGGCACUGUUGAAGUGUCAUUACUGCAGUGUGCCAAUUCUUAUUUACUUAGAAUUUACUGAGAGUCUUCUUUGAUUUGCUUUUGUAAUGACUGACUGGUCUAUUGGGGAGAACUGUUCUAGUUAUUUAGAUGUAAAAGUUAUUUAGUUAUGUAAAAGUGCUCAAACUUUGGUAUCAUCUCCAUCCACCUCACAGCAUCAUAGAAAUUUAGAAAAACGGACUGCAAUGGAAGCGUUGGCCUCAUAGCUGGGUAUUGAUGUAGACUGGUGUCGCUACUGUCAAACACAAUUUAUUGUUCAUAUUAGAUUUCCCAAUCAUUAGAAACACACUUUUGUGAGUCUGACCUUAACAGCCAAAUGAUCCUGCCAUUUUUUAUGAUUGUUAAAUGAAUAAAUGAAAUUGGCCAAUACAGCAA
Molecule: messenger RNA, 2083 nt
Organism: Astyanax mexicanus (Mexican tetra)
Lineage: Eukaryota; Metazoa; Chordata; Actinopteri; Characiformes; Acestrorhamphidae
Gene: pa2g4b
Product: proliferation-associated 2G4, b
Exons: 13
Coding region: 109-1290 (393 amino acids)
Source: RefSeq, a predicted model, not a curated record